AUGACAGAGAGAAUUGCAAACACAGCUCCUCGACGCAAAUUGCGCGCAAAGACUGGAUGCUUUACAUGUAGACAACGACGUAAGAAAUGCGACGAAAAAUCCCCAAUCUGCGACCUAUGCAGCUUAUCUGGGCGAGAAUGUAUAUGGCCAUCAGCAGAUGAUUUGCUCGACCGUCGAAACGCUCAUCACUGCGAUUCAAGACACCAAAUUCGACGUGCGAAAGACAAACCGCAACAACUCGAAUAUGAUACCAAUGAUUGUCCGAUUUUAGCCCUUAACAACAUCCCUGUUCAACGCGCAGUUCCAUCAGAUCUCCUCUCUACCUCGUCAAUCGAUUCUAUUUGUCCAAUGGAUCUCUCAUUGCAAGCAGGUUUAGUUCACGGUAUUUCAACAAACCACUUGGAGCUCCGCAUCUCACAACAUUUCUCUGGGAACUUUUUCCCUCUUUUGCUAUUGCCAGAUUGUUACCGUGGAUUCUACGAUGGCUGGCUUACUGAAAUUCAGCAACUUAUGCUGACACACAAAAGUCUCUACUACUCAGUUCUGGCUUGUGCUGCAUCUCACAUCUUUCUAGGUGACUCAGUCUUGGAAAUGCAUCAUAUUGCUCUCUCGUAUUACUCUCAGGGAGUAAGGGAGCUUUCUGCAUUGCUUAAGAACGUUUCGGAGUAUGAACACCACGACGCAUUACUGAUGUCCGUAAUACUACUUUAUCUCUAUGGGUAUUUGGAAUUGGAUACACAAAGUGACGUUGUAAAACAUGUCAACGCCGCCACCCGUAUUAUUGUCCUUCGUUUGUUCAAUCGGCCUACUGGAAUUCAACGACUCUUUGACAAAGUAGCCCUCGAGAGUGUCAUCUAUCAGCAAUUCUUACUCACAACAGGCCUAUGGUCUGAAACAACUCCAUACAGACACAGAUUCGACCCUGAGUUUUGGAACAGUGUGGAGGAGCUUGUCGACAGAUCGACACUAUUACCAGGCGCAUCUCGCAAUCUUGAAAGCCCUAUUUUGGGCGUACCUUUGUCGCUGUUCCGGAUUAUAGUCAUCCUGCGGGAAUGUUACAGACCAGGGAUUAACAUCAAUCCUGAAAUUCUCAAAAAGACCCAGCGAGAUGUGCGGAUGUGGGAAAAUCAGCUCCGUGACCAGGACGUCGAGUCUGUCCACAAUGCCCCUGAGAUAUCCAUGUUAAGGGGCAGUACAACCAGGGAUGAAACUGUUUUAUAUGCCUUGGCAGCGUCAUUAUUACUCGAACAACUCAAGACUGCGCAGAGAGGGAAGAAAAUACCUACUUCUGUUUCCAGAGAUAAGUGGCAGAUUGGAAUGUUCCUUGGAAUUCUAAAGAGACAGGCAAACAACACCAAGUGGGCGAAAUCAUACACAGGAACUUGGCCAGUAUAUACAUUCGGCUUAUUUCUUGCAGAAGGAGAGGAUCGUCAGAUUGUGGUGGAAGACUUGGAGCGGUCAUGGGAGGUCACGAAAAUAACUCCGGCCUUGCGAUAUUAUCAUGAUUUAGAGAGUAUUUGGGGUAGUAGGAUGUAA
Fusarium sp. VM40 is the source of this 1536-nucleotide messenger RNA. NCBI's taxonomy places the organism in Eukaryota, Fungi, Ascomycota, Sordariomycetes, Hypocreales, Nectriaceae. The record is from the annotation of a GenBank genome assembly.